Messenger RNA from Micromonas pusilla CCMP1545, 1263 nucleotides. RefSeq lists its product as uncharacterized. Lineage: Eukaryota; Viridiplantae; Chlorophyta; Mamiellophyceae; Mamiellales; Mamiellaceae. The transcript has a single exon. Gene Ontology annotation, biological process: carbohydrate metabolic process; tricarboxylic acid cycle; citrate metabolic process. Gene Ontology annotation, cellular component: mitochondrial matrix. The record is from RefSeq and is a predicted model, not a curated record. The coding region runs from base 1 to 1263 and encodes 420 amino acids.
AUGCGGGAGCGUAUGCACAAGAUAAAGGCGAGCCACGGUGAUAAAAUUAUGGGUGAGGUAACUGUGAACAUGGCACUGGGAGGCAUGCGAGGCCUUAAAUCCAUGCUGUGGGAAACCUCACUGCUCGACUCUGAAAAUGGCAUUCGCUUCCGAGGUUAUACCAUCCCUGAGCUCCAGAAAAAAUUACCCACUGCGAAGCCGAAUGGCGAACCCCUACCUGAAGGUAUACUAUGGCUUCUUCUUACUGGUGAAUUGCCCUCGAAGGCGCAAGUAGACAGCCUAUCUGCAGAACUUAGCAGCCGUGCUGAACUCCCUGAACACGUCCUCCGUGUCCUGGAUGCACUCCCAGCCAAAGCUCACCCCAUGACGCAGUUUACCUGCGCUAUUAUGGCCAUGCAAACUGAGUCUAAAUUUGCAGCAGCAUACUUGUCAGGGAUGCACAAGUCUGAAUACUGGGACCCUGUGUUCGAGGACACUCUUGAUUGCGUUGCCAAGCUUCCUGCCACUGCAGCUGCAAUCUAUCGCCGCUCCUUCAAAGAUGGCAAAAUCAUUUCGCCAGACCCGGCAUUAGACUGGGCUGGUAACUUUGCCCACAUGAUGGGCUACGGGGACGAAGGCACUAAAGAACUCAUGCGACUUUAUAUGACUAUCCAUAGCGAUCACGAGGGAGGCAACGUGAGCGCGCACGCAACGCACUUGGUUGGCUCAGCGCUUUCAGAUCCUUUCUGUUCUCUUGCGGCAGGGAUGAACGGACUCGCCGGUCCUUUACAUGGCCUCGCAAAUCAGGAGGUGCUCAAAUGGCUCAAUAUUGUCGAGAAUGAACUCGGAGAUGAUUUAUCCAGUGAAAAGAUUUCCGAACUGGUGCAUUCAACUCUCAAUUCAGGCCGCGUCAUACCUGGCUACGGCCACGCUGUACUGCGCAAAACAGACCCACGUUACACGUGUCAACGCGAGUUCGCUAUGAAGCACCUCCCUGACUAUCCUAAAUUCAAACUUGUCAGCAAACUGUAUGAGAUAGUGCCGACAAUCUUAAGUGAGACAGGCAAAGUGCGUAACCCCUGGCCAAAUGUUGAUGCCCAUUCUGGUGUUCUCCUUCAAUACUACGGAAUCACAGAGGAGAACUUUUAUACAGUCAUGUUUGGCGUGAGCCGUGCUUUAGGAGUGCUUUCACAACUCACCUUAAGCCGUGCCAUAGGACUUGCGAUUGAGCGUCCGAAGAGCAUAACAAGUGAGUGGUUAGAAGAAAAGUUUGGAAAAGUGUAG